AUGACAAGCAUACUACCCAAGCAAUCAAUUUAUAUCGGAGCGAAAGCGCCAAACUUUCAAUCAAUGACAUCUAUGGGAGCAAUAGACUUCUAUCAGUAUACGCAGGGAAAAUGGUGUAUAUUCUUUUCUCAUCCAGCAGAUUUCACCCCCAUCUGUACUACUGAAAUAGGUGCGUUUGGUGCACUACAAGACGAAUUUACUGCCCGUGAUUGUGUGUUAUUGGGUUUAUCAACAAAUGAUAAAGCUUCACACUUGAAGUGGAUCCAAGAUAUUGAAUCAAUUACAGGAAUUAGUAUAAAUUUUCCUAUCAUCUGCGAUGAAGAGAAAAAAGUGGCAACUCAGUUCUCCAUGAUAGAUUUGCAUGCAUUAACUACAGGUAAACCGCAGCUUAUACCACUUAGAACUGUCUAUAUCAUAGAUCCAAAUAAAAUUGUCAGACUGAUACAAAUAUACCCAUUGUCUACAGGUAGAAAUACGGCUGAGAUUCUUCGGUGUUUGGAUUCGUUACAGCUAGUAUACAAAACUAAUGGAAAGAUUAUGACACCUAUUAAUUGGAUUCCUGGAGAUGAUAUUGUAGUAGUUCCAGAUGUUAAAAGUGAUGAGAUGUUCCCUAAAAAACGGACAAUUAGGGACUAUCUACAACUCUCACCGUUGGAUCCCAAUAGCGUAUAG
This is a messenger RNA of Kluyveromyces marxianus DMKU3-1042, 672 nucleotides long. RefSeq names its product peroxiredoxin family protein (gene PRX1a). The record is from RefSeq and is a predicted model, not a curated record. Gene Ontology annotation, cellular component: mitochondrion; cytosol. NCBI's taxonomy places the organism in Eukaryota, Fungi, Ascomycota, Saccharomycetes, Saccharomycetales, Saccharomycetaceae. Gene Ontology annotation, molecular function: peroxiredoxin activity. The transcript has a single exon. Bases 1 to 672 code for a protein of 223 amino acids. Gene Ontology annotation, biological process: cellular oxidant detoxification; cellular response to oxidative stress; cell redox homeostasis.